GAGAGAGAGAGAGAGAGAGAGAGAGAGAGAGGAAUAAAUUAUCAUUAUUAAUAUUAUAAUGAUGAUGAAGGAUUCCGAUUGGUGAUGUUGUUGGUGGUGGGAGUAGCUUGCAGAUAUAGAGAGAGUAAAGCAGUUGGGGGGUUCAGUUGGUGAUGGUGGUGGAGGUAUCAUCGCAAUCGCGCGUGUUGAAGAGUGUGACAGUUAUAGUUGCGGUGCUAUCGAUGAUAUUGUGGAACUCAGGUGGUAAUGGUUGGGGUGGAUUUGCUUCAGUCGUCGAAGGUGGGAGUAUCAUCAGCAGCGGAGGCGGCGGAAGCAGAGCAGGAGGCAUCAGUCGCGGUGGUGGUGGCGGAGGCUUCUUGGGGGUGGCGGCGACUUCGAAUGUCGGAUUAGCGAUCGCAGUGACGGCCAUGGCUGGCCUCGCCUUGGCCGCCACCAUCGUCUACUCCCGUAGAGCCCUCCGCCGCACCCAUACUACGUCAUCGUCGUCCAACUCCAACAACACCUCCUCCUCCUCACCUUCAACGCCGUCGUCGUCGUCGUCGUCGUGGGUUCAUUUACGCUCGGUUCUUUUCGUUGUUACUUCCUCCUCUCCAGUUCCCUCCGAUCGGGGCAGUCUUAAAUCACCAUGGUCCCGUAGGAGAAGAAAACAUGCCCUUUCACCUCGACUGUGGAAAAGCCUAUUUACACCAGAUGGGAAACUACGUAAUGGUGGAGUGAAGCUUUUAAAAAAAGUUCGCAGCGGAGGUGUUGAUCCAAGCAUCAGGGCGGAGGUUUGGCCAUUUCUCCUAGGAGUCUACGACUUGGACAGUUCGAAGGAAGAAAGAGAUUCCAUAAGAGCUCAAAAAAGAAAGGAGUAUGAGAACCUUCGGAGACGGUGCAGGCGACUGCAAAAGCUCUGUGAAGGUGAAAACUGUAGGUUAAAAGAAACUGAGGGAACCAGCAGCAAUGGGAACAGUGGGAGUAUGGUCCAAGACCUGGACUCUCCUCGUUCAGAAGACGUUGUCAGUGCCAGGGAUUCCCUUUCCUCCGAGGAAGGAAGCCCAGAGGAUGAGGACUCAGACCACCCUGUUCAUGAUGGAGCCCUUCAAGUCUGCGGCUCAUUGGUGGAAGGAGAUCCCUGUAAAAGUGGAGUCACACAAGCAGACGCCUCUGUAGUCAACACAGAGUCAUCUGAUUCGGACUCCUCUGUUGAGGAACUCGAAGGCAUACAGAAUUGUGAAGAGAUCGAUCCUGACAAUCCCUCCAAGGGGGAUUCUUCCCCUUCCAGGACAGGUUCGUCCAAAGCCUAUACAGCUGAAGAUUUUGCCACUUGGCAAAGGAUCAUCCGCCUGGAUGCAGUGCGUGCAAAUGAAGAUUGGGCUGUGUACUCCCCAACCCAGGCUGCAGUGUCGGAAGGGAGGGCACAGCGUUCAGCUGAGGUUGUUGGACUGAAGGAUUAUGACCACUUGGAGCCCUGCAGAAUUUUCCAUGCAGCCCGCUUGGUUGCCAUCCUUGAAGCCUAUGCACUCUAUGAUUCAGAGAUUGGGUACUGCCAGGGAAUGAGUGAUCUACUUUCUCCAAUAAUUGCAGUGAUAGAGGAGGAUCAUGAGGCCUUUUGGUGCUUUGUGGGGUUCAUGAGAAAAGCUCGCCACAAUUUCAGGCUUGAUGAGGUAGGAAUCAGGAGGCAGCUGAGCAUUGUAUCUAAGAUCAUCAAGUGCAAAGACUCCCAUCUCUACAGGCACCUGGAGAAGCUUCAGGCUGAGGACUGCUUCUUUGUGUACAGGAUGGUGGUGGUUCUCUUUAGAAGGGAGCUAACUUUCGAGCAAACCAUAUGCCUGUGGGAGGUGAUGUGGGCAGAUCAAGCAGCAAUAAGGGCUGGGAUUGCCAAGUCUGCGUGGGGGAGGAUAAGGCAGCGUGCCCCACCGACUGAUGAUCUGCUACUAUAUGCGAUUGCAGCCUGUGUACUGCAGAGGAGGAAACUGAUUAUAGAGAAGUAUAGCAGCAUGGAUGAGAUUUUAAGGGAGUGCAAUAAUAUGGCUGGGCAAUUGGAUGUAUGGAAGCUAUUAGAUGAUGCACACGAUUUGGUGGUAACCCUCCAUGACAAAGUAUGAGAACCCUUCUGAAACGCCUCUUCUUUUUCUCCUAUUUGCUAAUUCUUUUAAAGGUUUUUCCCCCCUUUUUC
Messenger RNA from Telopea speciosissima, 2161 nucleotides. RefSeq names its product rab GTPase-activating protein 22-like. The coding region runs from base 153 to 2090 and encodes 645 amino acids. The transcript has 6 exons. Gene Ontology annotation, biological process: activation of GTPase activity. Lineage: Eukaryota; Viridiplantae; Streptophyta; Magnoliopsida; Proteales; Proteaceae. Gene Ontology annotation, molecular function: GTPase activator activity. The record is from RefSeq and is a predicted model, not a curated record.